AUGUAUUGCUUGACUCCAAAGGUCAUGUGCAUUUGGCAGAUUUUGUAUGUCCAGCGUUUACCGUGCAUAAUUCAGCAAAUAUUGACUCUUUGGCAGAAUGUGGCGUCCGAUUUUAAACCCUCGCGACCGUUGACAAGCAAAUCAGGCACUCUUGCAUACCUCGCACCAGAAGUUUUCGAUGGAUCCGGUUAUUUCAGUGAAGUGGAUUGGUGGUCAUUAGGUGUGACAUUUUAUGAAUGCAUUUACGGCAAGAGACCUUUUGACGGCCGAAACCACCACCAACUGGGCGAAUGCAUUAUGCGUGCACAACCCAAAUAUCUCGUGACAAACCCUCCUGUCACUAUUCCCUGUCUUCGAGCGAUGGCGGCCCUAAUGGAAAAAGACCGAUCGAGACGAAUAGGAGCGAAUGGAUUUGAAACUUUUACCUGCCAUCCUUUCUUCGCUGAUAUAGAUUUUGACGCCCUUGAACGAUAUGAUGUACCUCCUGUUUUUGUCCCGUCCAGCGACAAGACUAAUUUCGAUGCGACAUAUGACCUUGAGGAGUUGUUAUUGGAGGAAGCGCCAUUGGAAGCGAGAGCUCGUCGACAGAAGCCCAGAGCUGAACUGAAGGAAGACGCGACACCUAAAGAAAUCAGAGAAGACGAGCUAUACAAGAUAAUAGAGACAAUGUUUGAGCCGUUCGACUACACGCUGGUGAAUUAUGACGGAACUGCCGCAUCCGCUAUUGAAGCUUCGAGUAAUCCGGAAGAACGCCUUCCCUCUACCGUUCCCCUAGCACGUCCGGUACAUUUCCGGCAACUUUCCCAAGGCCGCUCAGGCAGUAUUUCGCCGUCUUUAACCGAAAAGUCGUAUAACCCAUCCAAUGCUUCCGACACAUACUCUCCUCUAGGUGAAACGAUACAUUCUAUAACUUCCCGAGAUACAAAUGGUCGUAAUGGCAUUCAUUCUGCCUCACCUCCGCCUCCCUCUAAUCGGGCACCCACGUCGCAACCAUUGAACAAUAAUCUUCCGCCCAUAUCCCAACGCCCUCCUGGUGCGACGAGGAAGACAAGUAAAGGCGGUGGAGUCCAGAUGGUGCUGGAGGAAACUGGUAGCUGGAGCACGCUUGCCGACCAAACCAGCAUUACUGAAGGGGUAAAAGGGAAACCGAGUGGUGGGAUGUUCUCUUUCCUCAAGGGAAAAAAGGGUCGGGAACGAAGUCCAAAACCAACAGAACCAGGAGUACUGGGCAAAGAGGGCGCAAGACAGAUUAUCAAUUGA
This is a messenger RNA of Uncinocarpus reesii 1704, 1260 nucleotides long. RefSeq lists its product as uncharacterized. Gene Ontology annotation, biological process: intracellular signal transduction; peptidyl-serine phosphorylation. NCBI's taxonomy places the organism in Eukaryota, Fungi, Ascomycota, Eurotiomycetes, Onygenales, Onygenaceae. Gene Ontology annotation, molecular function: ATP binding; protein serine/threonine kinase activity. The transcript has 4 exons. Bases 1 to 1260 code for a protein of 419 amino acids. The record is from RefSeq and is a predicted model, not a curated record.